AUGUGGAACCGAGAAAUUCCCACAACGGGAAAGUGGGAUGCACUCGACCUGUUCUCCGGGACAGGUCUGGUCAAGGAAUCGCUAUGCAGUCUGGGCUUCAGUGUCUCCGCCCACGACAUCGAGCGCCACCCUUCGAUGGAUAUCAACAGCUCGGCCGGUUUUGCGUGGCUCAUCCUGGCAAGCUUUUUGAGUUUGAAGCGAUCUGGCCCAAGGUGGGUCGUCUGGGUUCGCGAUGCUCCAACCCGUGUGUUCCACAUGGGUGUGGAUGAGUCGCCACAGCUCGCAGAGGAGCAGCUCUUGGGCAAUUAG
This is a messenger RNA of Symbiodinium necroappetens, 309 nucleotides long. NCBI's taxonomy places the organism in Eukaryota, Dinophyceae, Suessiales, Symbiodiniaceae. The record is from the annotation of a GenBank genome assembly.